This is a messenger RNA of Symbiodinium sp. CCMP2456, 2289 nucleotides long. The record is from the annotation of a GenBank genome assembly. Lineage: Eukaryota; Dinophyceae; Suessiales; Symbiodiniaceae.
AUGGAUGCCCGCCCCUCCGAUGGUGACAAGUUGUUGGCGCAGAGCGACGGCUUGGGUGCCCAACGGCUUCUGUGUGAUCCGAAGGCUUGGAGUGUCAGAAUUUCUGCCCUCGGAGCAGCUAGCCGUUGGCAAGACGCCUUGGACUUCCUUGCCCAGGUCCAACCUUCUGCAGACAUUGUGGUUUUCAAUGCAGCCAUUGCAGCAUGUGGAAAGGCUGGCCGGUGGCGGCAAGCGCAAAACGUUCUGCAGGAUGCAAUGCAUUUGAAUCUGACACCCGACAUCGUGACUUGGAAUACCAUGCUUGCGGCAUGGGCAAGAUGUUCCGAGUGGCAUCGUUCACUUCAUUUGUUUGCAGACAUGCGCGCAGGCUUGCCAGGAACAACUCGGAGCCUACCGGAUCCGGACCUCAUCACCUACAAUUCAGUUAUCAAUGCAUGUGCAAAGGGGGCCUGCUGGAAAGAGGCCCUUGCUGUGUACACGGAGUUGGAUGAACACGACUCCGUGACGGCCGAUGAGCAAAGCAGCAACUCACUGCUCAACGCGCUGUGCCGCUCCCGACGAUGGCAGCAGGCGCUGCUGGCCUUGUGGCACCUCCUUGGCCAAGGCGCCGCCGUAACAACACCGGGCUUCAGCGCUGUCAUCAGCGCCCUUGAGCGUUGUGGUGGCUUCUGGCGCCAAAGCCUGGCGCUGGUUUCCCAUAUGCUGCAGAGUAGCCUCGCAGAUUUGCGAAGCUUCGAUGCUGCUAUCAGUGCCUGUGAAAAAGGCCUCCAGUGGGAGAGAGCUUGCCAGCUCAUCGUCACCAUGCGCUGCGAAAGCUGCUUGCCUGGUGUCCGUGGCUUUAGCGCUGCGCUCAGCGCCUGUGAAAAGUGCAGCGCAUGGAUAGCUUCACUGGCCCUGCUGGCGACGAUGAGGAAUGAGGAGGUGGCACCGAACGCUGUAAGCUGUAGCGCGGCCAUGGCUUCAUGCUCCAAAGCGGGUCGCCUCAAAGAAAGCUUGGCUUUGCUGGAGUCAAUGGAGGCUUGGCAGAUUUCCGCGGACGCAGCUGCCUUUGGUGCUGCCACCUGUGAUGCAGACAGGCAAACAGGGAGUUUCUACACCAGCAAGUGCCAUUUCACACUGGGCCGAGUUUGGGCUAAGGUGUGCUGCGCUCUGACUCCAAGUCAUUGGGCGCUAGUUCUGCAGAUUUUUGAGCGCAUGGACCAGCAAAGUGUCGAAGCAGACGCUGCUCUCUGCGCGAAUGCAUUAGAAGCAUCGGUCUCGACGCCGGCAUCUUUGCAGUCCCUGGCGCUGCCGCAGCGUACACUCCGCAGCGCACGAGCGCAGCUUCGACGCGUGAGGGAGACUCUCCGGAGCAGCCGAAGGGACUCAGAGCAGGUGGCUUUGAAGAAGGACUUGGCAAUGGCCGCUCUUGCAAUGGACACGCUGGAGGUCUUGGAUGCCUGCGAGGGUGAGAUCACGGCUGCCUUUGCCUUCAUUGGAGCCAGUGCAAAGCGUGGCCUCGCUGGCUGCUUGGCAUCGCUGCCCCUGAGCUGGCUGCCAAACCUGGGGAGUCACUACACGAGGCUGACGCUGGAGGACUUCGGCUUGCUGGGCAAAGAAGACUGGCUCGGGGCAGCACGGCGUGAGGCAAGGCGGGAAACACACACCACGAGGGGGCCCCUGGCUUUGGGAGCGAAGUCGCUGACAGCCUGGGCAAGCGCUUGGUUCGGCUCCAAGCAGGGAAGCAAGUCCCGCAGCAUCGGCCACAGCGACCGGGGAGGCCGUGGUCUUGGGCUGCUGCCGUCUGUUCGUGCCGAACACGACAGGUCUGGGCAUGCAGAACGGCAUGCUUUGUUGUCACUUCUUCUCGGUCUGGCUCGCUUGCCGCACGGGCGGAAAUGCCAAAAAGAGUUCAAGAUACAGCUCAGUCGCAAGCAGCUUGUCCAGGCACGGCUGCUCAUCGAUGCCAAAGGUUUAGGCUCACAAGUUCUGCGUCACCGCGCAGUGAUCCGGAAGAUGAUUUCCACCGGGAAGAACAACUUCCCGGAGGUGAACAUUUCUGUGACCAUCAUUCGUGCUCCGUUCGUGUUCGCCAAAUUGUGGGGCCUCGCAAAGAGCCAUCUGACGCCGGCCAUGCAGCGAAAGAUCUGCAUACUCGGCGAGGAUUUUGCGAGCGGGUUGCAGGAGCACUCUGGGUUGGACCGGUCUGUCCUUCCUGGCUUCCUCGGAGGACAAGGCCGCGGCCAAGAACUUUGCGAGGUGAGAAGCGUUCCAGUGCGUCUAGCAGAGGACGGCAGGGAUGGCCAUUGA